Molecule: messenger RNA, 4353 nt
Organism: Esox lucius (northern pike)
Lineage: Eukaryota; Metazoa; Chordata; Actinopteri; Esociformes; Esocidae
Gene: fastkd2
Product: FAST kinase domains 2
Exons: 12
Coding region: 216-2204 (662 amino acids)
Biological process (GO): regulation of mitochondrial mRNA stability; mitochondrial RNA processing
Cellular component (GO): ribonucleoprotein granule; mitochondrial matrix
Molecular function (GO): RNA binding
Source: RefSeq, a predicted model, not a curated record
UAAGACAUCGAUAUGUAUGCUAACUGUAGUAGGUUCGCUAACUCUUACCAUUUAGCAAGUAAUCUAGACUCUGAAUAUAUCAGAAUGUGUUAGCCAGUAUCCCGAGGAUCAGUAACCAGCUUGCUGACCUUGUGACGGACUAAUGUCUACAAUGGUGAAAACUUAAAUGUAACUUUUUGAACCACUACCUCAGCUGCGUUUGAGCAGCUAUCACAAUGAAUGGCCGUACAGCAGAGGAAGUGCUCAGGUGGGCCCUAAGGAUAUUCAUCCGUCAAUCACCCUGGCAACAUACUGGCCCCCAGAUGACCAGCAGUGCUUUGGUGAAAGACAGCUUUUCCUGGAGAUCGUCUCGUAUCUGUAGAACAGGAGAAAGUCAUAGGCCGUUAGCUGGAGCACCUGUAUGCGCUGUGAGGUUUUACUGUCAAGGAAAAACGUAUGUGCAAGAUGUGGUUAAAAGUAAGCAAGGCAACACCAUGCGAAGACCUGAAACCAGGUCUUCGCAAGGUGAGAUUUUCUCAGACAAGCCCAUCAAGAAUAUGCCUUUCUAUGAGCACCUGAAUGAGUGCAGGUCCCCCUUGGAAGUUCUAGACCUGGCGGGACGCUCCACGUCCACGGACCGGCGGGUGAGCAACUGCCUCUCGCGCUGCUGGGUCACCUCCAAGAAGAUGUCGGACAACCAUCUUCAGGAUGAGCUACGCCUCAUGUUUGAGCAUCCAGGCUUCGAGGACCUCCUGCAGAAGACCAUGAAGAACGCUCGGCGCUUGCGCCCCGAGGACUUGACCCAUAGCCUGCUGGCCAUUGUCAAGCUGGGCGUACCACAGCGCAGCCGCGUGGUCCAGACUCUCCUCCGGGUCUGCCAGGAGAACCUCAAUGAGUUGGAUGAGAAAUCUCUGUCGGUGCUGAUUACCUGUCUGCAACACAUGGAGAGCAGUCCCAAUGGCGAUGCGCUGAAGGACGGGGUCAGGCUGAUAAUCGAGGCCAAGCUACCGCGCAUUAGGAGCGUCAUGGUCCUGCAGACCAUGAUGCGCCACGUGGGCCAGGAUGCCUCAGUGGACCUGAAGAAGAAGAUGGAGAGAAAAGCCCUGUCGUUGGUGGGCCAGUUCACACUACCCAACUCCCAGUAUAUGGUAACUACGCUGGCCUCCAUGGGAUUAUGCUCCAAGCCAUUGUUGGAUGUCUGCAGCAAAAACAUAGCAGCACAGGUCCACGGAAUCCCCUUCAACCGCCUGUUGAAUGUGCUGAGGGCCUGCAAGGAGCUGCAGUACAGAGACCUUGACCUGUUCACUGCCGUCUCGGACUAUGUGGGCUCCAGCAUUGCUAUGUGGAACAAUAGACAGGUGAUACUUCUCUUGUCUGCCUUUGAGGAUCUGGCGUUCUGUCCCACGGCGAUGUUGGAUGCCUUUGCAGAAAGACUGGUUGGAGAUGCAAAAGCCCUGGGGUUCAAAGAUGUCCUUAGCGUCCUGAAGAUCUACUCUUCCAUCAACCACGACCUCCAGGGAAACAGAGUUCUGUUUUUGGAAAGUAUGACCCAAGUGGUGGAGUCCUACCUUCCCAAAAUGGAUGCCUUCAACCUGCUUAAGGUUGUCUAUUACCUGUGUCUGCUCAACUACUUCCCCCAAGCCCCGCUGGAGCAGCUUCUGGAGCAGGACACCCUGGAUCAGAUCGCCGUUCAAGGUGGACGGCUGCAGAAGGGGAUGGAGAAGAAGCUGCAGGUGGUGGCCCUGUGUCUGAGGUUGGACCAAGCUUCACGCCCUAAUCCUUUGACCAUCCCAUCCGAAGCUCUGGGCUCAUCUGCACCCAGCGACCUCGUGGUUAACCCGGGGUUCUCUCUGAUCCUGCAGAGCAUUACCCAGGGCUGGUUGCUAGAGGAGGCUGUGGUGGUCCAAGACCUCUACUUCAUAGAUGGUGUGCUGACUAUGUCUGAUGGAGAAGCUUCUUUACCUGAGCACAGGCAAAGAAUUGCUGUGUUCUGCGCACCCGCUUCCUCAUUUUGUUACGGCACCUCCCGUCCCCGGGGCAACUUAGCGGUCAAGAUUCGUCACCUGAAGGUUCUUGGAUAUAUCCCUGUUGUGUUUUCCAAACAGGAGCUGGACAAUCUGUCAGAAGAGGAGAGAAAUGAGUUUGUCAGAUCACAGGUCUUUCCAGAAUUGGAGAGAAUUGCGGAUGUUAAAUUGGAGACAGAAGGAGUGAAAUGUGACAGUUAAUUCUGUUAAGAAUCUUGUUCUGUGGUCACAGCCUGGACUCCAUUCGGUCUGGUUUACAGUCUUGUCCUGUCAUUCGUUGCACUGGAACUGCUGACGUUGACCACACAAAGUCUUGGUUUCUGAAGUUGUCUGGACUUUUCAGUUCACAGCGUAAUGUCUCAACAUUUUCCUAGAAAUUCAAUGGGAACAAACUCCCAUUUUUGUCUUUGCUUCACAUAUUUCUGAGGGAAUCUGAUGGAAUAUAUGCACUUCAGCAUUUAUUCAUGUAACUUAAAUCCAGUUAUCUGCGGACCAAAUCUUCAUGGGCUGUUCUUCAGUUGUUUAAACCCCUCUCUGUUCUUCAUCACAUGGAUUUAUCGGAAGGAACUAAAGUCCUUGUAUGGUAUGACUUGGAUUUAAACCCUAUUUGAAGCUUUUCAGAUGAUUUUUGCCCUUUUUAUGUCAGAAGGUUCCUCAGAAAAUAGUUAUUCAUGUUUUGUCUUAUUCAUGGUCCUACAAAAGGUUUGAAAUCCAGGUCAAGUGAAGUAACCAAAACAGAUUACCUGACAACUAUGCUAGUGUGAUGAUGCCUUGCACACAAUAACAUGGCCCAGUUCAGCACGGACACCAGGACCCUGUGCGCCUAGAGAUUAGAGACAAUUUGGCUUAGCAAUAUUAUUAAAACUUCAAGAGUUUAUCAGAAAGCCUGUUUCCCUUGAUAACUCCUCACAGAUCUCAAGUGCAUUGGGCUUAUUUUGGAUAAAGGCCGGAAAAUUUAAACUUGCCUUUAAUCGUGACUAACCUAUGCUAAAAAUAAAAUGGAAUGGAAAACACACUCUCAAUAUGCAAUUUUUUUAAUGAGAAAUCUUUCAUUUAUUGAAGCUGUUACAAUGCUUGUCAUAGAGCCGUCAUUAUUCAUCAGUGACAGCUAACAUUUAACUGACAUUUAAGUAGCUCAUUGUUCUUUAUGCUGACAUGCUGACAAAUGUUUGGUACCUAGGAGGCCUCCGAAAUCACACCCUAUCUUCUAUAUCAUUUGGACAACCCUAUCAAAAGAAGUGCUCUGAGAAAAGAGUGUGAUUUGGGAUGCAAUCACUAUUUCAUUUUGAAAUGAAACCGGUACAGCCCUCACAGUUGGCAGCACACUAGUUCAGUGCGUUUUCCCCAGCUUACUAGAAACUGCAAGGUGUGCAACAUCAAGGUGCGGUUCCUCUCAUUUUGCAUACUAAAGUGCACAGUGACACAGAACGCAAGUCUCCACGGGAACGGUAGGCAGGAAACCAUGCUAGGUGUUUUUGUUUGAAGUCAUUGCAGCAAUUUUUUUUAUUCAACCAUUUCCUCACGGCUGAGUCACAUUGUUACCUCAAGGUUUCAACAAAUUCUGAAAACACGAUCGCAAAACAAUACACUAAGGUUGUAACGUGGGAAUGCUUGAUUUGAAGUACCUGCUUCAUAAGAUUUUUCCAGAAAUAUCAAAGAGAAUUUACUGGAGUUAUGUGUAGAUGGUUUUACAUAAAUGGGAUGGAUGGACCUAAAUCCAACAUAAAAGUUUUGGUAUGACUGCUGUCCAUUGUUGCGUUCCAAUAAACAUAACAGAGCUAGAACAGUUGCAUUCACACAAUUACUGCAAAAGGUGAUUCCAACAUGUAUUAACUCAGUGGUGUGGAGUCUUAUCAAAUUAUUAUAUGUCAGUUUAAAAAAUAUAUUUUAUUCCACAGUGAAUAAAAAUCCCCUCCAGCGUGAAGAAUGAUUGUGUGGAUAAGUGCAAAAAUUUAUCCUAAUUUUAAUGCAUGAAACCAAGGCUCUGACGCAACAAAACGUGAAAAAGUGGAUGUAGACUUUCUAUAGCCACUGCAUGUCAGGUAACUAAAAGCACAAGCAGGGAUUUGUAAUUCAAGAGUGCGACUGUCAAUGUAGGACUGUCCCUUGUUCUGAUCCGUAUACAUCACCAUCUCUGUGAGUGUGUGAGUGAAAGUGUGAUCUAGUCCCCUAUAUUCAGAAAACCACCACUUCCUGAGAGACCCACUCAUCACAGAGAGGGUCUUCCUUUAGUUACAUCACACACCCACAGUGUUUCACUGAGGGUGUCCCUGUAGCUAUACACGGAGCCCAUUAGUGUAUGUACAGUGGGGAGAACAAGUGUUUGAUACACUGCCGAUUUUGCAGGUUU